CGAAAUAACAUUCCAAGUCGCGCGCGUGCUAUCGCCGUGUGAUAACACUUAACGCGUUCGAAAAUCCGCUCGUAAACACAUCAAAACACUCGUGAAACAGUUUUCGCUAAAUUUUAACAAAUCAUUCUGCGUUUACUUCAAUUAUGUAAGAUUUUUCUAUAUUUUUAAAAAUGUCAUUUGUUUCACUCGACGAAUCAUGCGGAUCUCCAUUUUGGGAUUCGAACUUGACAUGGUACGCCGAAAAUCCAGAUUUCACCGAAUGUUUCAAAAAAACAGCACUGAUAUGGAUCCCCUGUAUUUACUUAUGGAUAUGUAUCCCCUUCGAAUUCUAUUUCCUGACAAAAAGCAACUAUCGUGAGAUACCUUGGAACAGAUAUAAUAUUACUAAACUGACAUUCAUAUUCCUAAUGAUAGCUGAGAUGUUAAUUGAAUACGUUGAGAGUGAAAUAAACGAAACCUCUCAGUCUCAACCGCCCAUUUACGUUUAUUCUUCAGCUUCCAGGCUUUUAUCUCUGAUACUGUUCGCCAUUCUUACUGUUGUGAAUAUUAAAAUGGGAAUAAGAUCUUCGGGAAUAUUAUUCGGAUAUUCUGUGAUUUUGACGCUUUGCAGUAUACCAGAAAUUCGAACAAUUGCAUCGAACAGAGAACCAUUUAAGCAGAGCUCAAUUUUUUUUCAAUUUUUGCACUCGGCGUUUCGAUGCAUUCCACCGAUAGUAAUUGUCGUACUGAAUUGUUUCGCGGACUCGAAACCAAAAUAUUCGUUAUGUGAACAAGACGAAAACCAGUGCCCUGAUCAUGAAGCACCUUUCAUAUCGAAGCUGUAUUUACAUUGGUUCGAAUAUUACGUAUGGAGGAAUUAUAAAAAACCUAUACAAGAUGUACUGUGGAAUGUAAAAGAAGAAGAUAAAACAUGCAAUCUUUCGUUAAAAUUUGAAAAUUAUUUUUACGGUUCCAGUGAACCGCAAAAGAAUACUUACAGUAAGCUAAGCAAAAAAGAAUUCGAACUGGUCGAACUGGAUGAAAAAAUCGCACACGAAACGAAUGCCAGAAAUCCGUCCAUUGCAGUUCCUCUUUUCAAAAUGUUUUGGUUUGAUUUCCUCGAAGCGAUGAUGUGGAAAUUUUUGGAAAUGGUGUCUGUCAUAGCAUAUCCGUUAAUAUUCAGCUUAUUUCUAACUUUAAUGGCGGACAAAGUACCAUCUUGGAAAGGAUACGUGUGUUCUUUUUUAUUUCUGCUCAACGGCUGCUUACAAGCUGUAGCAUUGAAUAAAAUGUACAUCAAGUUGACUGCAACUCAGGCAAAAACUAAAAGUACUCUCAUGUCGGCUGUAUACAAAAAAUCUUUAAAAAUUUCCAAUGAUUCGCGAAGAAAGUACACCAGCGGUGAAAUUGUGAAUUUAAUGGCAGUGGAUACAGAGAAAGUAUCAUCUGCCCUCAAAGGUAUAAAUCAGUCUUGGACAUCUCCGAUUCAAGUGGUUUUGUCGAUAUACUUCAUUUGGAAUAUUUUGGGACCCAGUGUACUCGCAAGUUUCGUCGUCAUCAUUAUACUGUUACCGCUUAUAAAUCUACUGAUCAAAAAAAUGAAAUUAUUGCAAAGAAUUGAAAUGAAGAAUAAAGACAAACGAGGUAAAUUCAUGCAAGAAGUUCUGGCUGGAAUUAAAGUUUUGAAAAUGUACGCUUGGGAAUCAUACUUUGAAAAAGAGGUUUCUAAUCUGCGUAAAAAAGAGUUAAAGACGAUAAAAACAAAUUCAUUUUUCAACGCGUUUCUAAUAUUCACUUUCACCUGUAUUCCUUUCUUGAUCUCAGCAGCAACAUUUGCAACUUAUUUAAUUUCUGACGUGUAUCACACUUUGGAUGUACAAAAAGCUUUCGUGACGAUAUCAUUUUUUAAUGCUCUUCGAAAUCCAUUGCAAACAUUACCAGAUGCUAUUUCAAACAUGACUCAAGCAUUGAUUUCAAUAAAAAGAAUAAACGUUUUUUUGAGCCUACAAGAACUCGAUACAGACGUCAUCUCACAUGACAAUACUGAAGAGGCAAUCGUUAUCAAAAACGGUUCGUUUUCUUGGACAGAAGAUGCAGAUGUACCCACCCUGAAAAAUUUGAAUAUCAGAAUUAAAGAAAGCAGUAUUGUUUCUGUGAUUGGAUCUGUAGGAUCGGGCAAAAGUUCAUUAAUAUCAGCUUUAUUAGGCGAAAUGUACAAGAUGGAAGGUUACGUAAACACCAAAGGUAAAAUAGCUUACGUAUCUCAACAAGCAUGGAUACUCAACGCGACCAUAAAAGACAACAUAACUUUGGGAACUCCAGUAAAUCAAUCGUUAUACGAAAAAGCUUUGGAAGCGUGCGCAUUGGAAACAGAUUUGGCAACAAUGUCUGAUUAUGAUCAGACAGAAAUCGGAGAAAAAGGUAUCAAUCUAAGUGGAGGGCAAAAACAACGCAUCAGCUUAGCAAGAGCGAUAUGCUACGAUGCUGAUAUUUAUCUUCUAGACGAUCCACUGAGCGCAGUAGAUUCGCAUAUAGCGAAACAUAUUUUUCAAAAUGUGUUCGGCUCAAAUGGCGUAUUGAAAAAUAAGACUAGACUAUUGAUCACUCAUACAACAGCAUUUCUUUCACUGACUGAUUUCGUAAUAAUUUUGGAAAAUGGCAGCAUAUUGGAAAGUGGAACAUAUCAGCAACUUUCAAAAGACAGUCAGCAUUUCAAUGAAUUUUUAAGAGUUGGUUCGAUCGAUACCGAUACAAUAGAUGAGGAUGAAGCAGAGAUUAUAGCUCCAAAAAGGAAUGAAACCCAAAUAAUUAGACGAUAUGGAAAAUAUGGAGAACCAUUCGAAAAUUCCAAACCAAAGCCAGCCGAUGGAAAUACGAAAAAACUAAUAGAACGAGAGCACUUGGAAUCAGGAAACGUUAAAAACGAUGUUUACACUUUUUAUCUUUCAUCCAUCGGAGUAUUUUUCGUAUCCGGUUCAUUAUUUAUGUACGCUCUUUGCCAAGUACUUUCCAUUUCAUCAAAUUUAUGGCUUUUAAAAUGGUCGAGAGAUGGGAGCUCAUUAGGAACGAAUAACAGCCAGAGCACAGCUGAUAAAUAUUUCUACUUCGAAAUUUAUUUAGCCCUGGGUAUUUCAGAAGCUUUAACCGUUCUCAUGGCAAAUUUGAUAGUAUUCCAUGGUCUUCUGAAAGCUUCUAGCCUUUUUCAUGAUACUUUAGUGGCAAGCAUUUUGAAAUGGCCGACGUGGUUAUUAGAUUCGACUCCGAUUGGUAGAAUUAUUAAUCGACUGACGGGUGACAUAUAUAAUCUCGACAGUAGGAUGGGAGCAAAGAUUGUCAAUUUGAUAAUUUUUUUGAGCAGGCUUAUUUCAAUUUGUCUUGUAAUUAUUUACACAACCCCCAUUUGUAUGGUCGUUAUGGUUCCGAUUUUAAUCGUUAUGUAUCUAAUUCAGGUAUUUUAUUCACGUAUGGCUCACCAAAUUACCAGAAUACAGGCUGCCCAGCAAUCACCCUUAUAUUCUUGUUUGGUUGAAACAAUCUCAGGUUUACCGUCAGUAAGAGCUUAUCAGUAUGAAAAUACAUCAAUCUUACGAGCUUUAGAUAAAAUGGAUCGUUUUUCGGUAGCAUAUAGGUCUUACUUUAUAUGCUGUAGAUGCAUUGCAACUAAAAUGGACAUCCUUGGUGGGUGCAUUGGAUUUUUCGCCGCAUACUUUAUAGUCUCUGAAAAGAACAAUUUAGACAUCGGAUUAAUAGGAUUCUCCAUGAGUUACUCAAUUCAAAUGACAAGAGAACUUACAUGGCUACUACUUCGUUUGAUAGAGAUAGAAGACGGUAUAAUAGCGGUUGAACGUAUCAAAGAAUAUUUGGAAAAGCCACAAGAAGCAGCUCAAAAUUUACCAACAGAUAACAAACUUGAAAGCUGGCCCGCUAGGGGGAAAAUCAAUUUACAAAAUUACAACUUAAGAUACCGCCAAGAUCUCGACAUUGUAUUGAAAAACAUAUCUUUCGAAAUCAAAAGCGGAGAAAAAGUGGGAAUCGUAGGAAGAACUGGUGCCGGAAAAACAUCGCUCAUUUUAGGAUUGUUUCGAUUGAUAGAACCAGCCAGUGGUAAAAUUCUUAUCGAUGAUGUGGAUAUUUCGACCAUCGGUUUACAUUUAUUACGAUCUCGUUUGACAUUAAUACCUCAGGAUCCAGUAUUAUUUUUGGGAACUUUACGUUUCAAUAUAGAUCCAGUUGGAACCAGUGAUGAUGAAACUUUAUGGAAUAUUCUUGAAAAAUCGCAUUUAAAGAAUUUCGUACAAAAUUUACCAGGAGGUCUUCAAUAUCUUAUUGAAGAAGGAGGGGGAAACAUCAGUUAUGGGCAAAAACAAUUGAUAUGUUUGGCGAGAGCUUUACUGAGGAAAACCAAAAUAUUAAUUUUGGAUGAAGCCACAGCUUCAGUUGACUUAGAAACAGAUGAACUUGUCCAAAGGACUAUUCGAACCGAAUUCGUAAACUGCACCGUUUUAACGAUUGCGCAUCGAUUAAAUACAGUUCAAGAUUACGAUAAGAUCCUUGUGAUUAAUGAAGGUCGAGUGGCAGAGUUUGACACCCCUGAAAAUUUGAUGAAAUCAGAAAAUUCAACAUUUUAUGGAAUGGUUCAUGAGCAAAACUCAGCACAAAUACGUAAAAAGUACGCGUGAUAUCGCAAAUCGUAGUACUGAUGAGUGAUUGCGAUUAUUUCUGACUUAUGAUAACAAAUUUCAAGUCAAUUUGGUCCCGUUGGAGUAGAUACAUGGGACAUUAUGUGAUUUAAAUUAACAGAAAAGAAAACAAAGAAAAAUAUGUGCACUUUUUUUUUCUUAAUAUACCGAGUUCAGGUUGAUACUUUCAUAAUAAAAAUGUACAGAUACA
This is a messenger RNA of Planococcus citri (citrus mealybug), 4869 nucleotides long. Its product is annotated as ATP-binding cassette sub-family C member 3-like. The record is from RefSeq and is a predicted model, not a curated record. Bases 171 to 4658 code for a protein of 1495 amino acids. NCBI's taxonomy places the organism in Eukaryota, Metazoa, Arthropoda, Insecta, Hemiptera, Pseudococcidae. The transcript has 30 exons. Gene Ontology annotation, cellular component: membrane. Gene Ontology annotation, molecular function: ABC-type transporter activity; ATP binding; ATP hydrolysis activity. Gene Ontology annotation, biological process: transmembrane transport.